CAACUCAAGAAGCAAAGAAAGAAACAUUUUUUAGAAGAUGUAUAUCAAUACAAGGUGUUAACGUAGUCUAUUUGCAAUCAUCAAGCCGUAUCAUCAAUCAACUUUGGAAUUCAACCCAAAGAUUUGUUGUAAUAAUUAACCACAUCUUAAACGAUGGCAGGAGGAACUUUUGUAGAUUCAGGAAAUGCAAAGCAAUUUGAUGGCAAAGUCACAGCAUUUGUGUUGGUUACAUGCUUUGUGGCAGCCAUGGGAGGCUUACUCUUCGGUUAUGAUCUCGGUAUCACCGGAGGAGUAACUUCCAUGGAACCAUUCCUGAUCAAAUUCUUCCCCCGUGUUUACAAACAAAUGAAAGAUGAUACUGGCCAUAGAAACCAAUAUUGCAAAUUUGACAACGAACUCCUUACUCUAUUUACAUCUUCUUUAUAUAUUGCUGCAUUAGUAGCUUCUUUCUUUGCCUCGGCAACUACAAGAGUAUUAGGGCGUAAGUCUUCAAUGUUUAUGGGAGGCUUGUUUUUUCUUGUAGGCGCAUUAUUAAAUGGCUUUGCCAUCAACAUUGAAAUGCUCAUCAUAGGUCGUAUCUUGCUUGGUUUUGGCGUAGGAUAUUGUAAUCAGUCUGUUCCGGUGUAUUUGUCUGAAAUGGCUCCAGCAAAUAUCAGAGGUGCACUUAACAUUGGCUUUCAAAUGAUGAUCACAAUUGGUAUCUUAGUUGCAAACCUUAUCAACUACGGGACUUCCAAACUAGAAAAUGGAUGGAGAAUUUCUCUAGGUGUUGGAGCUGUUCCUGCAAUCAUGCUAUGUGUUGGAUCUCUUUUCCUAGGUGACACACCUAAUUCCUUGAUUGAAAGAGGCCAAAGGGAAGCAGCUAAGACAAUGUUGCAAAAGAUUCGUGGCAUAGAGAAUGUUGAUGAGGAAUUCCUAGAUCUUGUUGAUGCAUGUGAGGCAGCUAAAGAGGUGCAACACCCAUGGAGGAACAUUACACAGCCAAAAUACAGGCCUCAACUCACUUUUUGCAUUCUUAUUCCGUUCUUCCAACAACUCACUGGCAUCAAUGUUGUCAUGUUUUAUGCACCUGUUCUUUUCAAGACUUUGGGCUUUGGCAGCAAUGCUUCCCUUAUGUCUUCAGUUAUCACCGGAGGUGUCAAUGUGGUUGCCACUUUUGUUUCCAUCCUCACUGUAGACAAGUUUGGAAGGAAAAUUUUAUUCCUUGAAGGUGGCAUUCAAAUGCUUAUUUGUCAGAUUGCUACCGGAGUCAUGAUUGCUAUGAAGUUUGGAGUGAGCGGUGAAGGGUCAUUUUCUUCAGGAGAAGCCAACCUUCUUUUAUUCUUUAUCUGUGCAUUUGUUGCGGCAUUUGCAUGGUCUUGGGGUCCAUUGGGAUGGUUGGUACCAAGUGAAAUAUGCUCUCUUGAGAUUCGAUCUGCAGGUCAAGCUUCCAAUGUGGCUGUAAACAUGUUGUUUACUUUUGCUAUUGCUCAAAUUUUCCUAGCCAUGCUUUGCCAUUUGAAGUUUGGACUCUUCUUCUUCUUUGCUGCAUUUGUGCUCAUUAUGACCAUUUUCGUUGCCUUGUUCUUGCCUGAGACGAGGAACGUCCAAAUUGAAGAAAUGCAGAAAGUGUGGAGGUCACAUUGGUUUUGGACAAAUAUUGUUCCUGAUGCUGAUGAUGAUCGCAAGCCUAGCAAGGCUCAAACUUGAGUAAAGAAACCCUAUGAUAUGAGGAGUGAAAAUGGAAAAAACAUAAAAUCAGUGUUGCAUUAUCAUGUAUUAGUAAAGAUUUAAGAAUUGAUUGAUGAAUGAA
Cajanus cajan (pigeon pea) is the source of this 1792-nucleotide messenger RNA. Its product is annotated as sugar transport protein 10. The record is from RefSeq and is a predicted model, not a curated record. Gene Ontology annotation, biological process: monosaccharide transmembrane transport. Lineage: Eukaryota; Viridiplantae; Streptophyta; Magnoliopsida; Fabales; Fabaceae. Gene Ontology annotation, molecular function: monosaccharide transmembrane transporter activity. Gene Ontology annotation, cellular component: membrane.